AUGCGCUUCCCCACGCCUUCGCUAUCGGGCUUCGAUGCCAUCCUCAACCAGCCACAAGAAACAACUUGGGAUCGUCUGUUUUCAUCGCCCCUCACGACCAUCGCGAGGAUACUCUACAAUUUCUUCCCUGUAUCUUUCCCCAUACCUCCGUACACCAACAACAGCGACGAAGCUGUGACGGUGGUCUGCGUCUCCGACACGCAUAACACCCAACCACACUUACCACCCGGCGAUAUCCUAGUUCACGCAGGCGACCUCACGGCGUCGGGUACUAGGGUAGAGUUGCAGGAGACAUUGAAUUGGCUGAACAGACAGCCCCAUCGGCACAAGGUCGUGAUAGCAGGGAACCACGACCUCUGCCUCGACGGCAACCUCCAGGACACCCGAGAAGAUGGUGACGAGGAGCCGGACUGGGGGGAUGUAAUCUACCUAGACCGCACCUCCGUCACGCUCAAAAUCCCAAUAUCGUCCCUCGACAAGCCCCGUACCAGAGAAAUCCGCGUCUACGGCAGCCCAUGCACACCCCAACACGGCAACUGGGCGUUCCAAUACCCACGUUCAUCACCCUCAGAUCCCUGGGCUGGCUCUGUCCCCGAAGGAACGGAUAUCUUGGUGACGCAUGCCCCGCCAAAGGGACAUAUGGAUGAUCCGCGGGGCCACUGGGGCUGUGAGCUUUUGCUAAAGGAAGUGUGGCGCGUGAGGCCAAGGUUGCAUGUCUUCGGGCACGUUCAUUGCGGACACGGGGUCGAGGUGGUACCGUUUGAUGAGUUGCAGAGCGCGUAUGAAGAUGUGGUAUUUGAAGAGGCGAAAGCUGUUGCUGCUGGUGGGAGUGGAGGGCUGAAGGCGUUGGCGCGGGUUGUGAAGGCUUGGGUUGGCGUUUGGUGGAGGGGCGGGAGGAGGGGGAAGGGGCAGACGAUACUUGUUAAUGCUGCUAGUAUUGGGGGCAUCAGGGAUCGGUUAAUUAGGGAGGCUGUUGUUGUUAGGAUAUAG
Molecule: messenger RNA, 990 nt
Organism: Colletotrichum truncatum
Lineage: Eukaryota; Fungi; Ascomycota; Sordariomycetes; Glomerellales; Glomerellaceae
Product: phosphoric ester
Molecular function (GO): hydrolase activity
Source: RefSeq, a predicted model, not a curated record